This is a messenger RNA of Vitis riparia (riverbank grape), 2477 nucleotides long. RefSeq names its product cysteine-rich receptor-like protein kinase 10. Gene Ontology annotation, molecular function: ATP binding; protein kinase activity. The record is from RefSeq and is a predicted model, not a curated record. Lineage: Eukaryota; Viridiplantae; Streptophyta; Magnoliopsida; Vitales; Vitaceae. The transcript has 7 exons. Bases 340 to 2343 code for a protein of 667 amino acids. Gene Ontology annotation, biological process: protein phosphorylation.
UUUGAACCAAGCCAAUAUACCUUGAUCUGCCAGGUUCAGCUGUUAAGCUGCACAUAUCCACUCUAUGUGAUAAAGAUGCCGAUUUGUUUUUCGCCCCACAAUGAGAUGGAGAAUUUGUCAUGGACUUGGAACAAUGGCUAGAGCAUUGAUGUUUCCUUUGGAUUGGCCAAGGCCUAGUUGACUAAGUGGUUGCUUUCACACCAUCCACUGGGGUCCCAUUAUGUUAGACAUCAAAGACCAGAAACCAUGUUUUAUUAUUAUAAACUCAGAUCACAACUCCAUUACUUAAUACUACUUCCCCAAUAGACUAGCCAUCUAAAGACAAAAAGCUUGAAGACAAUGGUUCCUUGGCUUGGCGUUAUGGAAACCAAGUUGUAUUUCUUUUUCUUCUUCUUCUUCUUUGCUUUUAUUUGCCUCAGCAGUGCAUUCCCUACUUAUCUAAAAGCAGUUUGUCCAACCACAGACCUGUAUUCUCCAAACAGCACCUACCAAGGCAACCUCCAACACCUUCUCUCUUCUUUAUACAGUAAAGCAAAAUAUGGAACUGGAUUCUUUAAUACUUCAUAUGGGAGUUUUCCUGAUAUGGUCUAUGGCAGUUUCCUAUGUAGAGGAGAUGUUAGUGCAGAUGUUUGCCUAGAUUGUGUGGAAACAGCAUCACGAGAAAUCAUAAUACGUUGUCCAAACCAGAAGGGGGCCAUCACUUGGUAUGAUGAAUGUCAGCUUCAUUAUUCAAGCCAAUCAUUUUUCUCUGUGGUUGCAGACCACCCCAUGUUUUCCUUACAUAACGAAGACAAUAUCUCAAAUCCAGAUCAGUUUAGUAGGGUUCUGAAUGAAGCAAUGACAAGCCUAGUGUCGCAGGUUGCUUUUGAUCCUUCAAGGCACCUGUUUGCUACAAAAGAAGUAAAUAUUACUGCGUAUCAAACUUUGUAUGUCCUGGGGCAAUGUACUCUGGACUUGUCUGGCAGUAGUUGCUAUAGCUGCCUUCUUAAUUCUGUGGCUUAUCUUCCUACUUGCUGUGAUGGGAAGAUAGGGGGAAGGGUUCUUCGAGCAAGCUGUAAUGUAAGGUAUGAGCUGUACUUAUUCUAUACAAGAUCUGCCAUUGCACCAACUCCUUCAGCCAUUCCUCAUCCAACAGUCAGAACUACUGAUGAAGGGAAGGAUGGUCUUUCAUUUUCAACAACUCUUGCUAUUGUUGUGCCGACAGCUUUAGCUGUGGUGGUGAUCCUCUCACUGUGUUAUAUUUUGCUAACAAGAAAGGCAAUAAAGAAGGAAAAUCAUGUUGGAAAUGAAUCUCAGCCUGUUGGGUCCUUGCAAUUUGACUUGGAUACUAUUAGAGCAGCCACAGAUAACUUCGCAGAUGCAAAUAAAAUAGAUGAAGGUGGAUAUGGUACAGUUUACAAGGGCAUACUUUCAAAUGGAGAAGAAAUUUCUGUCAAAAGGCUCUUAGGAGAUUCAGGUGAAAUUGCAGAAGCAUUCAAGAAAGAGGUUUUUCUCAUGGCAAAGCUUCAACACAGAAACCUUCAGAGACUUUUGGGAUUUUGCUCAGGAGGAGGAGAAAGGAUGCUCAUCUAUGAGUUUGUCUCCAAUGACUGCCUGGAUUCCUUACUAUUCGACCCAGAAAAUAGAGCACAGUUGGAUUGGCCAAUGCGCCUCAAGAUCAUUGAAGGCAUUGCUCGAGGACUUCUUUACCUACAUGAUGAUGCACCACUCAGGAUCAUUCAUUGUGAUCUUAAAGUUUCCAAUAUACUGCUAGAUGGGAAGAUGAAUGCCAAAAUUUCAAACUUUGGCAUGGCAAUAGGUUGGGUAGAUGACCAGACCCUAGUGAACCCUCAUAGAAUUGCAGGAACAUAUGGUCACUUUGCUCCAGAGUGUGUGAUGCAUGGUCAAUUCUCAUCUCAAUCAGAUGUGUAUAGCUUUGGCGUAUUGCUUCUGGAAAUUGUGAGUGGCAACAGAAAUGAAUGUUCUAAUCAACCAGAGAAUGCAGAAAACCUUUUAAGUAAUGCUUGGAGAUACUGGAAUGAAGGGCAGGCAAUGGAGCUGAUUGAUCCGACUCUUAGCCAAUGCUGUCAAAAUACCGAAGUAAUGAAAUAUAUCCACAUUGGAGUACUAUGUGUUCAGGAGGAUGCAGCAGACAGACCUUCAAUGGCAUCAGUGGUUCUCAUGCUUAGUGGUGAUCCUUCUACUCUUCCGAUGCCUCGGUUACUGCCACCUUCUGUUCCUCAUAGAGCAGAGCCACAGAGGACAGCUGGUGAACUUGAGCCAUCAGCAAGGGAAUUGGGUGAAUACAAUGCAGAAAUCAUUUCUAUAGAUGAAGUCACAUUUUCAGAGUUGAGUCCUAGAUAAUGUAACUCUUGGCAAACAACUUCUUUUCAGUAUCAAAUUAUUGUCAAACUCAUUAGGUAAUUCUGUCUUGCUUUCAAAUAUGAUAUUCAAAGUAUGCCAUUGAUGGCCUACAUUAUAAUAUCUCGGAUGCUAUA